CUGAGGAGGUCGAGGCUGAGGCAGAGAAGGCCAGGUUACAUCGUGAGGAGAACUGCCCUGCACCAGAAUUGUUGGUAUGCAUGGCAGAGCUCACGGACUUGUGCAUGAAGCUCCAUCAGAAGAUCGAGAGGGUUGAUGAGGAGAGAUACGACAUGUCAACCAAGGUGACCAAGUCCGAGAAGGAGGUUGAGGACUUGAAGAUGAAGGUAGUUGAACUGAAUGGAAAGUUCCGGAAGCCCGUCCUGAAGAAAGUACGCAUGUCUGCUGACGCUAUGCUCCAGGCUCUGCUGGGCUCCAAACACAAGGUGUCCAUGGAUCUGAGGUGCAACCUGAAGCAAGUCAAGAAGGAGGUCAAGGAGGAGGACAAAGAUGCUGUGGGUGACUGGCGUAAGAACAUCGAAGACAAAUCAGACAGAAAGAAGAUGUUUGAGACUCAUAAGGAGUAGAAACGAAACCUGUCUGGAACUCUUCUGACAAAUAUCCACGUGUAUAAUCAAAUACUCCAGCGUUGACGAGCUAUGUGUUGGGAUUUCCGUUUGUCCCCCAUUGGAUAUCUAGUCUUUUGUUUCACACGUAACACAAAAACAGUUACGUGACCCCCCCC
This is a messenger RNA of Salvelinus sp. IW2-2015, 604 nucleotides long. RefSeq names its product troponin I, fast skeletal muscle-like. Gene Ontology annotation, biological process: skeletal muscle contraction; cardiac muscle contraction. Gene Ontology annotation, cellular component: troponin complex. Lineage: Eukaryota; Metazoa; Chordata; Actinopteri; Salmoniformes; Salmonidae. The record is from RefSeq and is a predicted model, not a curated record.